Molecule: messenger RNA, 1710 nt
Organism: Exophiala bonariae
Lineage: Eukaryota; Fungi; Ascomycota; Eurotiomycetes; Chaetothyriales; Herpotrichiellaceae
Exons: 1
Coding region: 1-1710 (569 amino acids)
Molecular function (GO): oxidoreductase activity, acting on the CH-CH group of donors
Source: RefSeq, a predicted model, not a curated record
AUGUCGCCUGUGGACGACACGGUGAUAAUAGUCGGGGCCGGUCUCGCUGGUCUCGUCGCGGCACAUGAGCUGACCAGAAAGAACAUCCACGUCACAUUUGUAGAGCAGGAGAACGAGAAGAAUCUCGGUGGCCAGGCAUUUUGGUCUCUGGGUGGACUGUUCCUGGUCAACUCCGCCGAUCAAAGGAGCAAGGGCAUCAAAGACAGCCGCGAACUUGCUUACAAAGACUGGCUGGGCACGGCCAAAUUCGACCGAGAGAAAGAGGACAUCUGGCCCCGGCGCUGGGCAAAAGCAUAUGUUGACUUUGCGACGGAUGAGAAGGAGCGGUAUCUGAAGAACCUGGGUCUGAAGUUCCUCACCGUGGGCUGGGCGGAACGCGGCGCUUCGGCCGCUGGAGGACAUGGAAAUUCCGUCCCAAGAUUCCAUUUGACCUGGGGCAUUGGCCCUGAGCUUGUCCGCAUAUUCGCAGAACCCGUCAAAGCGGCCGCGAAGAAAGGGCUCGUUACUUUCAAAUACCGACACCAGGUCGACGAGGUGAUUGUGGACGAGUCGACCGGGGCCGCGGUCGGCGUCCGUGGGAGUGUUCUCGAACCCAGCGAUGCCGAGCGAGGAGUGGGAAGCUCACGAACCGUCGUGGACAAAUUCAACCUUCGCGGCAGAGCUGUCAUCAUCUCGACCGGAGGUGUGGGUGGCAAUCCAGACCUGGUCAAGAAGAACUGGCCGGUCCACCGAUUAGGCCCCGUGCCCAAAUAUUUCGUGCAUGGCGUGCCCGCGCACGUCGACGGCCGCGGCGUCGAGAUCGCCGAAGCAGCGGGAGCGAACGUCAUCAACAUGGACCGCAUGUGGCACUACACCGAAGGCCUGGCGAACUGGAAUCCGAUCUGGGCCGCCCACGGCAUCCGCAUCAUCCCCGGGCCAUCGACGCUGUGGCUCGACGCGACCGGAAAACGACUCCCAGCACCCCUGUACCCGGGCUGCGACACGCUGGCGACCCUCCAACACAUCGGCACCACCGGCUACGACUACACGUGGUUCAUCCUGAACCGACAGAUCGUCAGCCGGGAAUUCACGCUGUCGGGCUCGGAGCAGAACCCGGACAUCGCGUCCAAGAACUACCUGAAACUCCUGCACCGCGCCUUCACGCGCUGGGGCACCUACCCGGUACAGGCGUUCAUGAAGCACGGCGCGGAUUUCGUCGUCGAGAAGGACGUCGCCUCGCUCGUGAAAGGCAUGAACCGGCUGAGCGCCGAACGCGACGGACCCGUCCUCUCGGAGAGCGAUGUCCUCGCACAGAUCCAGACCCGCGACGAACAGACCCAACACGCGUACAGCAAGGAUCCGCAGAUCAUGCUGAUCAAGAACGCGCGCGACUACAGCUCGGAUAAGGUGCGCAUCGCGAAGCCGCAUCCGAUCCUCAAUCCCUCGUCGGGUCCCCUGAUCGCCGUGCGCUGUAACAUCAUCACGCGCAAGAGCCUUGGAGGUCUCGAGACGAAUCUUGAGAGUAAAGUGAUGCGCCCGGACGGAACGCCUUUCCCGGGCCUGUAUGCCGCGGGCGAGGCGGCGGUGGUGUCCAUGGGUAUAGCUCGCUUGAGGGCACGUUUGUUGGCGGCUGUGUGUUCUCAGGUCGUGCUGCCGGCAGGGCCAUUGCUGCGUCGCUUGCUGGUGGAGUGGGUCUUCAGGCGAAAUUGUAGCGUUGCUUUACAAGUGUAG